Messenger RNA from Homalodisca vitripennis (glassy-winged sharpshooter), 1179 nucleotides. Its product is annotated as Holliday junction resolvase MOC1, chloroplastic-like. The record is from RefSeq and is a predicted model, not a curated record. The coding region runs from base 1 to 1179 and encodes 392 amino acids. Lineage: Eukaryota; Metazoa; Arthropoda; Insecta; Hemiptera; Cicadellidae. The transcript has 2 exons.
AUGAAGUAUCUGAUUGCCCUGACCCUGGUUUCCUUGGCUUAUGCCGAUCCCAUCUACUACAGAGCUAAGGGGGUAGCUCAACUCCCUGCCGUUGGACGUGCUGCUUCACCCUCCUGGUACGCUGGUGCCUACGCCACCCCGGCCGCCGAUGCUGCCCCCGGUUACCCCUUAGCUAUCGCAUCUGAGGACACCCUGAACCUGAAUAAUGCCGCCAAAGUCCUAGCCUUCGAUCAGGCCAGUAUCGGUGCCUCAUCUGGCUACGCACCUGCUAUCCAAGCUUUUGCACCCGCCGCUACCCGUGUCUACACCUCUGCUGCUCUUCCUGCCUUAGACGCUUCCGCACCCGGCUUUCCGGCUGCUAUUGAAGCCGAAGACAGCCUGUCUGCUGCUGCCAAGACCUUAGCUAUCGAGCAGGCUGCUGUUGGCGCUGACUCUAGCUAUGCCCCGUACUAUAAGAGCGUCGAGGCAGCUGCUCCUUCAGCCCCUCUUGUUGCCGUGACCGAGUUUGCUCCUGCCGCAACCCGCGUCUUCGCCCCUGCCGCAGCUGCUGCUGCCCAUGCUCUCAACGCAGCCGCCCCCAUGAACUGGUUCGCUCCAGCUUCAACCCGUGUCUUCGCCCCUGCCGGAGCUGCUGCUGCCAAUGCUCUCAACGCCGCCGCCCCAAUGGCCUGGUUCGCUCCAGCUUCAUCUCGUGUCUUCGCCCCUGCCGGAGCUGCUGCUGCCAAUGCUCUUAACGCCGCCGCCCCCGUGGCCUGGUUCGCUCCAGCUUCAUCCCGUGUCUUCGCCUCUGCCGGAGCUGCUGCUGCCGCCAAUGGUCUUAACGCCGCCGCCCCCAUGGCCUGGUUCGCUCCAGCUUCAUCCCGUGUCUUCGCCCCUGCCGGAGCUGCUGCUGCCAAUGGUCUUAACGCCGCCGCCCCCGUGGCCUGGUUCGCUCCAGCUUCAUCCCGUGUGUUCGCCCCUGCCGCUGCUGCUGCUAACCAUGCCCUUAACCCCGCCGUCGCCGUGACCGAGUUCGCCCCAGCUGCAACCCGUGUCUUCCCCCCUGCUGGAGCUGCUUCUGCCGACGCCAUUCACGCUUUUGGCCCUGCUGCCGAUGCCACCAACUACGCCCCAGCUGCAGCACGCCUCUUCACUUCUUCUGCUAAUCCUGCCGGAGCUGCUGCCGCCACCUUAGUUUAG